Messenger RNA from Hypoxylon fragiforme, 799 nucleotides. Its product is annotated as Rab5-interacting protein-domain-containing protein. Gene Ontology annotation, biological process: protein folding in endoplasmic reticulum; autophagosome assembly. Bases 316 to 672 code for a protein of 118 amino acids. NCBI's taxonomy places the organism in Eukaryota, Fungi, Ascomycota, Sordariomycetes, Xylariales, Hypoxylaceae. Gene Ontology annotation, cellular component: EMC complex; endoplasmic reticulum; membrane. The transcript has 2 exons. The record is from RefSeq and is a predicted model, not a curated record.
UGUAUGUACAAGCUGUAUCUUAGUACCAGACACAUGCAACUUUGAACCAGCAGUCUACUACAUUAUUAGUCUACAUAUGCUAACCGUAGCAUCAGACACCUAUGUAAUACCUACAGUAAUACAUACCUAUGUAACAUACUACAGCUGCGGCAUCCAUUCAAUCCAAACCAGCGUUUAAACAUUUUCCAUUCCAUUCUUGUUUGCUUGUCUCAUAUCGAUCCAACUCAUACCCAACCACAGGAAUCACGAAACAAAGACUUACCGAUCCAAUAACCCCAAUACUACCUUAACAUAGAAGAAGGACGAAGCGCAGCCAUGCCGACCGAAAGAGAGCUACAGAUAGCACCGAUCGUGCCGGAGUCGGUAGUGCACAACUCCAAAGCUCUAUCCAAUCUUCAGGCCCUUACCGCUUCCAUCUUUGGCGCCGCAGCCGGUAUCUUGGGCCUCGAGUCCUAUAGCGGAUUCCUCUUCUACAUCAUCUUCACCAUCCUAACCACCGUCCUCUUCUACACCAUUCGCGUGGCGCCCACGUCGCUGAAGGACGGCCACGGCCUAUUCGACACGAGCAGAUAUUUUCGGACCAAGUACGAAUUCUGGGCGGGCGGUCUCUUCAAUGGUCUUGCGGGAUACAUAUUGACGUGGACAUUAUUCUAUGGGUUGGUGAGAGCCUAAUAGAGGACUGCCUAGUACAUCACAGUAUAUCACAAUCCUAAAUAAAUAUGAUCUUGUCGUAUGGUGUAAUAAGAUAUCUAGGGAUCAGCAUGAUGUGUGUUUCACGAACCACGUGGUGGAUACGGCU